Messenger RNA from Psammomys obesus (fat sand rat), 3375 nucleotides. It is a transcript of the gene Uri1, whose product is annotated as URI1 prefoldin like chaperone. Gene Ontology annotation, biological process: negative regulation of phosphatase activity; negative regulation of transcription by RNA polymerase II. The coding region runs from base 291 to 1901 and encodes 536 amino acids. NCBI's taxonomy places the organism in Eukaryota, Metazoa, Chordata, Mammalia, Rodentia, Muridae. The record is from RefSeq and is a predicted model, not a curated record. The transcript has 11 exons. Gene Ontology annotation, molecular function: transcription corepressor activity; phosphatase inhibitor activity; chromatin binding.
GGCUGGGCCUGGCUGUGGGAGGAGAGCGUGGCGCGCUCGGUGGAGGGCCUGCUGCUCCGAGGCGGCGGCGGCGGUGGCAGCGGCGGCAUGCGCGUGUGAGAUGCGGCCGCGGGCAGCCCGGACGCGAGUGGCGGCCCCCGAGGCAGCGGCGCAGGCGAACGCGGCCUCUUCAGAGAGCGGCGCGCGGUGCAUGAGGGGGAGCGCGCGGGCGCUGGGCAGCCGCCGGCCACGCCGCCUCUAUAAACACUUGUUUAGGACUUGUUUGCCUCGCUGAGGCUGCGGCGCCGGGCAUGGAGCCCCCGUCCGAGCCGGAGCCCGAGCCCCAGCCCCUUGCAGAGGCCUCGGCCGCCGCGCCGCUGCGCGUCGCGGAGGUGGCGCGGCUUCGCGAGGAGCAGCAAAAGGUGGUCACUAACUGCCGAGAGAAAAUCCAGCAUUGGGAGAAAGUGGACAACGACUACAGUGCUCUUCAAGAGAGACUGAGGAGCUUGCCUGACAAGCUGUCUUACGACAUCAUGGUACCAUUUGGACCUCUUGCCUUCAUGCCAGGAAAACUUGUCCACACUAAUGAAGUCACUGUUUUACUUGGGGACAACUGGUUUGCAAAGUGUUCAGCAAAGCAGGCUGUGGGUUUAGUUGAGCAUCGGAAAGAACAUGUAAGAAAAACAAUAGAUGAUUUUAAAAAAGUGCUGAAAAAUUUUGAAUCCAGAGUUGAAUUUACAGAGGAUUUGCAGAAGAUGAGUGAUGCGGCAGGUGAUAUUGUUGACAUAAGAGAAGAAAUUAAAAGUGACUUUGAAUUUAAAGGAAAACAACGAAUUGCUCAUAAACCUCACUCCAAACCAAAAACUUCAGAUAUUUUUGAAGCAGAUUUUGAAAAUGAUGUAAAAGCUAAGGAUAUGCUUGCUGAUGAGGAGCUAUGGGCUCGACUUGAAGAGCUAGAGAGACAAGAAGAAUUGCUGGGUGAACUUGAUAGUAAGCCUGACACUGACAUUGCAAAUGGAGAAGACACAGUGUCUUCUGAGGAGGAGAAGGAAGAUCAAGGCACAGGUGUGAAUGUGGUGCCUCCAGUGACAGACUCCUUUUCCCCCAGCAGCUGUUGUAGGAAUGCUGGACGAUCAGGACUCCCUAAUGGUCAAGCUAAUAGUCAUUUGAACUGUUCAGUGAAUGGUUCAAAUUCUUACCACAGCAAUGAAGAAGAUGAAGAUGAUGAUGAAGAUGAUGAUGAUGAUGAUGAAGAUAAUGGUGAUGAUGAUAAUAAUGAAAAUGACCACACUAUUUCAGCAGAUAACUCUAUACCAACAAUAUAUUUCUCUCAUACUGUUGAACCUAAAAGGGUUCGAAUAAAUACUGGGAAAAAUACCACUUUAAAAUUCAGUGAAAAGAAAGAGGAAGCCAAACGAAAACGAAAGAGCAGUGCUGGCAGCCAUGCUACGCAUGAGCUGCCUGCAAUCAGGAGCCCUGCUGAUAUUUACAGAGUCUUUGUGGAUGUUGUGAAUGGAGAGUAUAUUCCUCGGAAGUCAAUUCUGAAGUCGCGCAGCAGAGAGAAUAGUGUCUGCAGUGAUACGAGUGAGAGCAGUGCUGCUGAUGUGGAUGACCGGCGGGGGAUUCUGAGGAGCGUGAGCUCUGAGGAGGCUGCAUGCAGCGAUGCCAGUGGGAGCAUUUUGGAAGAACUCCAAGACAACCACCCCAAGAAGCCUUUGCCCUCCUCAGGAGUUUCUGAGGCUUUUUCGGGAACUGUAAUAGAAAAAGAAUUUUUAUCCCCCUCCUUAGUAUCACACUCAGCCAUUGCUCAUCAUGCUCUACCCACCAUUCCAGAACGAAAAGAAGUUCUGUCAGAAGCAUCAGAAGAGCCUGCAAAAAGGGUUUCGAAGUUCAGAGCUGCCAGGUUGCAGCAGAAAAGCUAGAGAAAGGAUGGGCUUCACCUUUGCAGCUCCAGCUGCACUGUAGGACACAGCAAAUUUGGUCCAUGGAGUUGGAAAGGUCCCGCGCCUGACAGCAGUCCCCUCACCUUUUUCAGUCGCACUUACAAAGUCAAAGUAAAUGUUUGAAUGCUGUAAUGUUCUGCUGGCUUUGUUAAUUCUCUGAAUACUGUCUAAUUGGCCUUAGGAUGCAGUAGUAGCAUUUCGAAUUACUUUUCAAAGAAUACUGUCAUGCAUUGUUUUUGUGUUUCCAACUAAACAUAGGCAGUUUUGUACCAGCUGUGAUGUUGUGCUUGCCAUAUGGACCAUAUUAAAGAAACUUAAAAAUUUUCAAAUAGAUUCAACAAUUAUAUUACUUGCUUUUACAUUUAAAGGCACUUUAAGAAAAAUCUACAUCUUUUGUAGGUUUUAUAGCUAGGUGGGUCUUUGAAAAACUUUCUUUGAAUGUUAUACUGUGGUCUUUAAGGCAAGAGGCUACACAAACCCUAUGGGAAAAUUUCACUAGGAGAAUAAUAUUUUGUACAACUUUUUUUUGCAACUAAAAUUUUGAUGAAACUUGGUUUAUAAAAUGUUGUGAACUUCCUGGUUUAGAAUUGUGUAUAAAAAUGUCAUUGAUUUGUGUGUAUGCUAUAUAGGCCAUGCCACAGAUUCUUGAAUUUUUAAAGUCUCACAAGCACCUCUCUCUCCCCCUGCAUAUAGUUUUCACUGGGAUUAUCCUUUGGGAGAGAAAAGUUUGUCUAGAUGCUUUAAAUUUUUUUUUAAAUAAAGAUUUUUUUUUUUAAUGUUUCAAUCUUCCUUAUAUUUUCAUUCUUCAAGGUUGCUUUGCUACCAAGAACAAAAAAUAAAAUAUUGUAAUUAUUUGUAGCCAAACUCCUUAAAGAGACAUUCAGUCUCUGGUUGACCAUUACAAUGCAAGUGUUGAUCAUUAGCUUGAUGCAUGCUAAAACAUAGCAUUCUGCAUUUGUACUAAAAUAAGCCAUCAGCCCCAGUCUACCCUCUAUUCAUAGCUAAAUAUUUAAAGGUUAUUUAUAGCUUCUUUAAUGAAUUCUUGCUUAAACAAAGUGAAAUUAUGUCCUAGAAAAGUUGAAGCUGUAACUAGAACAGUGCCACUGUCAAAGUUUUAUGAAAUACAUAUUUUAAUGAUAAAAGGAUAAGCUUGAAUCCAGGCUAGUUAAUGGGUAAUUCAGAAUGGGGGCUGAAUUUGAAAGACUUUUAAUAGCCAGUGUUGAUCAUCUGUACACAUUUUUUACUAAAUUUUUUUUCUUUCUGAUCACCCACUCCUAAACCAAACUAUCACGUCAUACCCACUCUAGGUACAUUUGUUCCUUCUUACCUGCCACUUAUGCUAGGCUUCCUGUGCUAACCUCCAGAUAUAAGCCUCUUUGUAGGACUGUUGUAUCUUCAGACGUGUAACUUCAAGUGUGCUGUCAUUAAAUAACUUUCCAUGUUCAUGAACUUA